AUGAAAGACAUCUUUGACAAUCGUUACUUUUAUAUCAAUAAAUUUCUUAUGUGUUGUAUCGGCCAAUGGCCAUUUUACAGUGCAAUACGUAAUCUUUUCAUUCAAUGUUUCAUAUUUUUAAAUCUUAUAAUAUUUUUCAUUAUUACCAUAGGUGGUGCUAUUAAAGAACAUGACUCUACCGAAAAAGUGAUGGAGGGCCUUCCAAUAAUUUUUACAGGAUUUAAUUCAUUAGUUUAUUUUAUUGUUUGUUCAUUUAAACGAAAUAUGUUGAGUCGACUUUUUAAUGAUUUCAAAUAUAAUGUGGAAUUUUGGUCGUCUAAAGAGGAACAAUUAAUUAUUUUUAAUCACGCCAAUAAUGGAAGGAUAUUAACUAUUUGUUUAAUUGGAAGCUUAUUUGUGACAGGAAUUUUGUUUUUUGGCACGUCAUUAACUUCACAAAUACUCGAUAUUAUUUUACCGCUUAAUGAAUCAAGACCAAAAAAAUUUCCGUUUCAAGUAUAUUAUUACGUUGAUUGUCCCGAGGAUUAUUUUUAUUUUAUUGUAAUUCAUUUUUCAUUUCUCGGACUUAUCGUAGUAUUUAUUGUCCUGAGCGCUGAAACAGUUUUCGCUGUUUUCACUGAGCACGCAUGCUCUUUAUUUAAAAUUGUCAGCUUACAGUUAAAGAAAAUUAAUAGCGUUAACAGUGAAAUUGAGAAUAUGAAAGCAUUGAUUUUUUGUAUAGAACAUCAUAAUCGAGCAUUUGAAUUUUGCAGAUCCAUUGAAUCCCUUUACAGUCCCUAUUUUUUGUUCAUGCUAGUAGCAUAUUCUGCAUUUAUCUCUGUUUCUUUAAUUGAGGUUGUUCUAAAUUUUAAUAGUUUUGAAAUUGCUUUGAGAUGUGGGGCAAAUCUUAUAGUAGGACUAUUUUUUAUAUUUUUAAAAAGUUUUUUGGUGCAAAGAUUUAUGGAUUACGGAACUGGUCUCGCAGAUACUAUAUACGAGAGUGAUUGGUAUGAAAUGUCAGUGAAAAUGAGGAAAAUUUUAUUAUUUAUUAUGAUAAGGAGCAGAACCCCCUGUAAAGUAACUGCUGGCAAACUGAAAGAUUUAUCUUUGACUAAUGUUUGUUCGUUACUUCAGGCCUCUUUUUCGUCAUUUACUCUGCUAAUGUCAGUGGCAACUUGAAAAAUAUGAUUAUGCAAUUAUUUUUUCAAAAAAAUGAAGGUUUUAUUUCUGCUUAUUUUUUAAAAAUAAUAAUUAAUUAUUAAUAAAAAAAUUUAUU
Molecule: messenger RNA, 1255 nt
Organism: Leptopilina boulardi
Lineage: Eukaryota; Metazoa; Arthropoda; Insecta; Hymenoptera; Figitidae
Product: odorant receptor 49b-like
Exons: 9
Coding region: 1-1158 (385 amino acids)
Biological process (GO): detection of chemical stimulus involved in sensory perception of smell; sensory perception of smell
Cellular component (GO): plasma membrane
Molecular function (GO): olfactory receptor activity; odorant binding
Source: RefSeq, a predicted model, not a curated record